Protobothrops mucrosquamatus (brown spotted pit viper) is the source of this 1704-nucleotide messenger RNA. It is a transcript of the gene ST14, whose product is annotated as suppression of tumorigenicity 14. The transcript has 12 exons. Gene Ontology annotation, biological process: acrosome reaction; proteolysis. The annotation marks the transcript as partial. Gene Ontology annotation, molecular function: serine-type endopeptidase activity; protein binding. NCBI's taxonomy places the organism in Eukaryota, Metazoa, Chordata, Lepidosauria, Squamata, Viperidae. The record is from RefSeq and is a predicted model, not a curated record.
GUUAUGUGGGAGCUUUGACUUUUCAUACAACCUAACUUUCAUCUCCUCUCAAAACGUCCUCCUGGUGAUGCUAAGUACAGAUGCAAAAGGAAGAUAUCCUGGGUUCAAAGCAGAAUUCUUCCAGAUGCCAAAGAUGACAUCUUGCGGUGGAGUUUUGAGGGGCAUCUCAGGAAACUUCACCACUCCUUAUUAUCCAGCCCACUACCCUCCAGAUUUGGAUUGUGUAUGGAAUAUAGAGGUGCCUAAGAACAAAAAUGUGAAGAUACGCUUCAAUGAAUUCUACCUUGAGGAUCCUGGUGACUCAUCCAACUCCUGCCCCAAAGAUUAUGUGGAAAUCAACGGUGUCAGGUAUUGUCAGCCCAGCAAGAGAUUUGUGGUAAUGAGUAAAACCAACAAAAUUACAGUUCGUUUCCACUCAGAUGAGUCACACGUGGACAGUGGCUUUUCGGCAGAGUAUUUGUCCUUUGACUCCAAUGACCCUUGCCCAGGGCAAUUCACCUGCAAAAGUGGCCGUUGUGUCAGCAAAGAAAGGCGCUGUGAUGGGUGGUUUGACUGCCAAGAUGCCAGUGAUGAGAUAAACUGCACUUGCACUGCGAAUCAAUUCCGAUGCCAUAAUAAUUGGUGCAAGCCAAAGUACUGGCUUUGUGACACGGUGAAUGACUGUGGGGACAACAGCGAUGAACUGCAGUGCGAAUGUCCUCCUGAUAGCUUCAAGUGCAGUAACGGCGAUUGCAUCCCAGCGCAGCAGAAAUGCGACGGAAAAGCUGACUGCAAAGACGGCAGCGACGAGGGGGAGUGCAGCUCCGUGGCCAACGUUUCCUGUCAAGCAUAUACAUACAAAUGCCGCAACAAUCAGUGUGUGAGCAAAAGGAAUCCAGAAUGUGAUGGAACGACAGACUGCAGCGACAAAUCAGAUGAAGAUAAUUGCGACUGUGGCCUCCGUGCGUAUAGCAAGCAGUCCCGGAUUGUGGGUGGACUGGAUUCGGAUUUGGGCGAAUGGCCCUGGCAGGUCAGCCUGCAUGUGCAGGGCGAGGGUCAUGUCUGUGGGGCUGCCUUGAUAUCCAACAAGUGGCUGGUCACGGCUGCCCAUUGCUUUGUUGAAAAGAACUACAUCAGAUACAGCGAUCCCUCCCUAUGGACAGCCUUCAUGGGUCUUCUGAAUCAGGAGGCCAGGUCAAAUAGCCACGUUCAGAAAAAGGCUAUCAAGCAAAUCAUCAGCCAUUCGCUCUUCAAUGACUUCUCUUUCGACUAUGACAUUGCUGUGAUGGAGCUGGCCAGCCCUGUCACUUUUUCCAAAGAGAUCAUACCUGUCUGUUUGCCUGAUACCACCCACGAGUUCCCUGCAGGAAAAGCCAUCUGGGUGACCGGGUGGGGAAGGACUCAAGAAAUGGGUCCUCCUUCCAGUAUUUUGCAGAAGGCAGAAAUCCGGGUGAUCAAUCAGACCAUGUGUGAAUCCCUACUGGCCAAUCAACUCACUGCACAAAUGAUGUGCGUAGGAGUCCUGACCGGAGGAGUUGAUGCUUGCCAGGGAGAUUCUGGAGGACCGCUUGUUAGCGUGGAAGUUAACAAUAGGAUGUUCCUGGCUGGUGUAGUCAGCUGGGGAGAUGGUUGCGCUCGCCGGAACAAGCCAGGAGUCUACACCCGGGUCACCAAGUUACGAACAUGGAUCAAAGAGAAAACAGGGGUGUAGGUAGUUUCUGCCAC